Messenger RNA from Coffea arabica (coffee), 2267 nucleotides. Its product is annotated as alanine aminotransferase 2. Lineage: Eukaryota; Viridiplantae; Streptophyta; Magnoliopsida; Gentianales; Rubiaceae. The record is from RefSeq and is a predicted model, not a curated record. Gene Ontology annotation, biological process: biosynthetic process. Gene Ontology annotation, molecular function: pyridoxal phosphate binding; L-alanine:2-oxoglutarate transaminase activity.
CAGCCGCACAAGAAAAGGAGCUUUCAAUUCCGGGGAUUGGGCAACAAGUCAAGAGCGAGGGAGCGAAAGCGAAAGACGUCAUCUCUCUCUCUCUCACACAAAAACACACAACAGUCAUAAGCUUCAAAUUCCAUAAAUUUGGUCAGAGACAAAACCAAAUUUACCAGCAGUUCAGCUCAGCGGCACAUUGCUUCUUUUUUUUUUUUAAUUUUUUUUCUCUUUUAUUUUCUUUGGCAAUGCGGAGAUUCGUAGCCGACAAAACCAGAAAUCUCAUCAGGAGAGCUUCCACUUGGUCCCCUACUUGCCCCGUAUCCCCCCGUCCUCAUCACCCUCCUUCCCUUCUUUCUCAACCUACAUCACCACCUUUUUCCUCCUCUUCUCCUUCCCAUCCAUCGUCUAUUACUAGUCCCCUGCGUUUCUUGACCGCCGCUGCUCUCCAUCCCCUCUCUUUCCCUGCUUCUCCUAACUCCAUGGCUUCCAAUUAUUCAACCACCCCUGUUACUCUUCAAUCCGUCAAUCCAAAGGUCUUGAAAUGCGAGUAUGCUGUACGUGGAGAGAUUGUGACCUUGGCCCAGAAGUUGGAGCAGGAUUUAAAGCAGAAUCCUGAUUCUCAUCCUUUUGAUGAGAUAAUUUACUGCAACAUCGGGAAUCCUCAAUCUUUGGGCCAGCAACCUAUCACUUUUUUCAGGGAGGUACUUGCUUUAUGUGACCAUCCAGCCAUUUUGGACAGAAGUGAGACACAAGGUUUAUUCAGUGCUGAUGCUAUAGAGCGAGCCUUCCAGAUCUUGGAUCAAAUUCCUGGAAGAGCAACCGGUGCAUAUAGUCAUAGUCAGGGCAUUAAAGGGUUACGUGAGACCAUUGCUGCUGGGAUUGCAGAGCGUGAUGGAUUUCCUGCUGACCCAAAUGAUAUCUUUCUGACAGAUGGUGCGAGCCCUGCUGUUCAUAUGAUGAUGCAGUUACUGAUAAGGUCGGAGAAGGAUGGAAUUCUUUGUCCUAUUCCCCAGUACCCUCUUUAUUCUGCUUCAAUUGCCCUCCAUGGUGGUACUCUUGUUCCUUAUUAUCUUGAUGAAGCAACUGGAUGGGGACUGGAAAUCUCUGAGCUUAAGAAACAGUUGGAAACUGCCAAGUCCAACGGUGUUUGCGUUAGGGCUUUAGUUGUGAUAAAUCCUGGCAAUCCAACAGGGCAGGUUCUUGCUGAGGACAACCAGCGUGAAAUUGUGGAGUUCUGCAAGAAUGAAGGACUUGUUCUUCUGGCGGAUGAGGUAUACCAGGAAAACAUUUACGUUCCUGACAAGCAGUUUCACUCAUUUAAGAAAGUUUGCCGGUCUAUGGGGUAUGGUGAGAAAAAUAUCUCCUUGGUAUCUUUUCAGUCUGUUUCUAAAGGGUACUAUGGAGAGUGCGGAAAGAGAGGAGGUUACAUGGAAGUCACUGGUUUUAGUCCUGAGAUAAGGGAACAGAUAUACAAAGUGGCUUCUGUGAAUCUUUGUUCUAACAUCUCUGGGCAGAUUCUAGCCAGCCUUGUGAUGAACCCUCCAAAGGUGGGAGAUGAAUCAUACGAGUCCUAUACAGGAGAGAAGGAUGGAAUACUCUCAUCCUUAGCAAAGCGUGCAAAGACUCUUGAAGAUGCAUUGAACAGUUUAGAAGGCGUCACAUGCAACAGAGCUGAAGGAGCAAUGUAUCUUUUCCCCUGUAUAGACCUGCCACAUAAAGCAAUAAAAGCAGCAGAAGCAGCAAAAAGAGCCCCGGAUGCUUUUUAUGCUCAUCGCCUCCUUGAUGCAACAGGAGUUGUCGUCGUUCCUGGGUCUGGUUUUGGUCAGGUACCUGGGACUUGGCAUUUUAGGUGUACCAUAUUACCUCAAGAAGAUAGGAUACCAGCUAUAGUCUCUCGUCUCACAGAAUUCCAUAAAAAAUUCAUGGAUGAAUUUCGUGAUUGAGGAACCAUUCAGCGCAUUUCAUCUCAUCUCUGCAAGCAAAUCUCAAAUGAGGUGAAGCUUGUAAAGUCAUCAUUGUGAAUGUUACAAUCGCUCUCCUCAAUCUUUUUCAAGGGGAUAUUGUACGUUUCCCAAACUAUAGAGGGCAUUUUUGCCAGGCGGUGUUUUUCUUUCUCUGAACAAUUUAUUCAGUGUCGAAUGUUUCGUUUACGUACAAGAGGUUUUUCAUAAACUGUUACUGCUUUGCUUUGGAAACUCGUGAAGCUCAACGUUGUAAUUUCAGGUUCAGAAGAUGUAAUGUCUAAUAGAACCGUAUCAAGUGAUAUUCUAAUCGAA